Molecule: messenger RNA, 1197 nt
Organism: Ogataea parapolymorpha DL-1
Lineage: Eukaryota; Fungi; Ascomycota; Pichiomycetes; Pichiales; Pichiaceae
Exons: 1
Coding region: 1-1197 (398 amino acids)
Biological process (GO): protein N-linked glycosylation; protein O-linked glycosylation; cell wall mannoprotein biosynthetic process
Cellular component (GO): membrane; Golgi apparatus
Molecular function (GO): alpha-1,2-mannosyltransferase activity
Source: RefSeq, a predicted model, not a curated record
AUGUUGAAACGAAAGAGGUUGUUGGUGAUCCUGGUGUUUGUGCUGGCAUUCUGGUUUUGCAGCCCACAGCUCCAACCCGUUGAGCAGCCGCGCGUGCCCGCCACGUUCUACACGUACGUCCCGAACAUCGACGUGGCACAGUCGCUGCUGCGCACAGUCCACUCUGUGGAGUCCUCUUUCAACAAAAAAUACAAGUAUGAUUGGGUGUUUGCGUACUAUGCUGAUCACGAGAUGUCACCGGAACUGCGAGCACGGCUGCAGAAGUUGUGUUCGGGACAGGCACACUUUGAGCAGAUAUCGUCGCCGCAUUACGACGUGCCUGAGUCGAUCGACGAAGGAAAGUUGCACCAGGCUCUCAGACAGUCUGCCUCGGCGUCGCCCUGCUCCAGGUUUCUGCAGUACAAACUGAAAAACCGUUUUCAGACGUACGGAUUCCAGUUCCUGCCAAUAAUGCGCAACUACAGAUACUAUUGCAACGUCGAGGUCGGGUCCCAGCUGGCGUGCGACCUGAAGGACGAUUUUUUCCGGCAUAUGCACAUACACCAGCUGGUGUACGGGUUUGCGAGCGCGCCGGUCGAGUCCAAGACGCUCACCAAGUCGCUGGUGCCUGCGUUCGAGGAGUUUCUGAGUCUUUUGCCCUACAACGAGACAGACGUGCUGCCGUUUGUCUACGAAAACCAGUACACGCAGUGUAAUUUCGAUUCCAACUUCGAGGUGGUGGAUCUCGAGUUCUUCCGCUCGCGGGACUACGAGCGGUUCUUCCACUACUUGGACAACACCAAUGGGUUUUUCCUUGAGCGCUGGACCGACUACAACGUGAAGACGCUGGCCGUAGCGCUGUUUGUGCCUGCGUCCAAGAUCUUUUGGCUGCCCAACACUGGCCUUUCUGGCCUGCUCAACCGCAACACGUGUCCGCUGGACAAAAACGUGAGAGUCCGCAACCACUGCGCCUGUGAUCCGGCUAAGGAUUUUGCGUUCUCAUCGCAGAGCGGUCUGCGUCGCCUGUUCCAUGUUCUCAACUGGGACCUGCCCGAGUCUGUGCCGCCAACAACUGCGAACGAUCUCGCUCCAAAAUUCCGCAUGCCUGUCAACAAGCUCGAGGCGUAUCCAUGGACGUUCGAGUAUAUGAAGACUGAUCGAUGGUUCCGGGAACAGUUUAUGGGGAAACCAAAGCGUAAAAUAGACACCACAUCAUGA